Molecule: messenger RNA, 1496 nt
Organism: Orbicella faveolata
Lineage: Eukaryota; Metazoa; Cnidaria; Anthozoa; Scleractinia; Merulinidae
Product: gamma-tubulin complex component 5-like
Biological process (GO): meiotic cell cycle; cytoplasmic microtubule organization; microtubule nucleation
Cellular component (GO): microtubule organizing center; spindle pole; gamma-tubulin complex
Molecular function (GO): gamma-tubulin binding; microtubule minus-end binding
Source: RefSeq, a predicted model, not a curated record
GAAAAGUCCUGGAAAUGUCCUGGAAGUUUGUUUCUGAAAAAGGGUACGAACCCUGUCUUUCUCUACCAUCUGCCACCACAUGAUCUUUUGGCGGGUGUGGUAUAUUGUCGACAAAUUCUGCAUUUUAAUGGUUAAGUUUUGUAUUUGUUAUAGGCAAGCUGUUCCAUUAUUGAACUUAUGAAAACAGACUUUUGUCUUCUGGAUCAUUUAGCAGCAAUGAGGAACUUCUUUCUUUUGGAGGCUGGUGAUGCAAUGCAUCAGUUUUAUGUUGAAAUAUUUAACAAGGCAAGGCAACGUGAAGUGUGGCAGGACAUUUCAUUCCUUAACAGUUUAAUACAGGAAGCUUUACAACCACGCUUUCCAGAGGCUGUUGAGAGGUUAGUCGUGAGUUUAUCAACGAGUGGUGCAACAAGCCGUAGCCAGCUGGGUCAAUCACUGCAUGGAAUGGCACUAGACUACAGGGCACCCUGGCCAGUUAACAUUGUCAUUGACAGUUCUUGUCAGAAGCUCUACAAUCUUGUGUUCUUGUUCCUGUUAAAACUGAAACAGGCAAAGUGGAGUUUGGAUGAACUUAGAUUUUCAGAUCUUAAAGGUGACAGACGACAGACAAAGAGUGAUGCCAGUGAUGAAGAUGAAACAGAAAGCGAGACUGAAUCAAGUGAUCCAGUUUCAACAUCACCUCCUGAUCAAGAGUUGCUGCACAAGAUGUUUGUGUUCAGGUUCAAGUUGAUGCAGUUUAUUAACAGCAUUCAUAAUCACUUUAUGACAAGAAUAUUACAUUCAACUGUCUUAGAGUUUCAGGAAGCUUUAGACCAGGCAAAGGACCUUGAUGAUCUCAUCAAAGCUCAUUCUUCUUAUGUCCAGAAACUGUAUGAUCGAUGUUUGCUUAGUCAAAAGGUUGGGUAUUUAAGAGAAGUGAUUCUCAAGGUUCUUAAUUUGGUCCUGAUGUUCCAAACAUAUUGGGAUAAUGGAGCCCAACACAUCAAUGAAGAGAAAUUCAAGAAAAUUGAUGAAGAAUUUACCAAAUGUAACACCUUCCUUGUUUCUUGUCUGGAAAAUAUUACCAAAAGAGGAGCAUUUCCACACUUGGAGUCCUUGGCUUUUGCUUUAGCAUCAUCUCCAAGUAUUUCUACAAAGGGUUAACAUGUCAACUGUGGAUGCAUUAUUGGUUAAUUAUCAGGCCAGUCUGACUCAAGGAUUAUUAUCCUCAAGCUCUGCAGAGUCUGUAUUCUGCCAUCUCCAUAGUAAACGUUUUCCAUUUUAAUAAGCAGUUGUCAGUUCCUAAAGAAACAGUUGUGGUGCGUCAGAGACCUAGUAAAACACUAAUUACACAACUUAAAAUUAUGAGAACCAUUCAUUAGCCUUUCAUCAGAGGGCAAAAUAAAUGCUUUGAUGAAAAACGCAUGCAUGAAACUAUAGCCUAAUUUCUACUAGUAUACUAAUGCAAAUGCUGCAAUCUGAUUGGCUGAGCUACUCUUACACUAUCAGCUAUUAGU